Molecule: messenger RNA, 648 nt
Organism: Symbiodinium sp. CCMP2592
Lineage: Eukaryota; Dinophyceae; Suessiales; Symbiodiniaceae
Source: the annotation of a GenBank genome assembly
AUGGCUUUCAAGCUCUUGGCUCUUGCCACGCUGGCUUCUGCACACAAGCCUGUCUUCGACUACACUUUGGCCGUAAACUGCCCGAUCUGCAGACAGUACGGGAACAGCACAGUGAAGGAGAUCUACAAUACCCCUGGUGUUCAAGAGGGCGUACACUUCCAGCUUCACAUGGGCAUCCGCAAAGGACAGGACGGCAGCUACGAGUGCGUGCUAGAAGAGCCUGGUUGCCCCAUGACGCGAUAUUUCCUCUGCGCGCAGCGCGAGGCCAACAGCACAGGUGCAGACAUCAUGAGGUUCCUGAACUGCUUCAACGAGAGCCCGCUCGUCGAGCCGAAGGACAAGCAAGCACUGGUCGCUCGGGUGCAUGGCUGCAGCUCUUUGGCCAGCAUCGAGGUUCCCAAGGUGGAGACCUGCAACGCAGAAAUGGGCGAUGCUCUCCUUGCAGAGGCUGAGAGCUACUUCGUCACCCGCUUCCCCGAGUUUUCCAAACCCGGUCCCGGACCCUUCGGCGUGCCCCAUGUCUUCAUCGAUGGCGUGCAGGUGGGUCCUCACGGGUAUGCACGCCUCUCCAACUACAGCAACACCAUGAAGCUGCUGUGCGAUGCAGGGCUGCAAGCUAGCGCCUGCCAGCAGAACAUCAUCGUCUGA